Messenger RNA from Debaryomyces hansenii CBS767, 1695 nucleotides. It is a transcript of the gene CMP1, whose product is annotated as calcineurin catalytic subunit A. The transcript has a single exon. Bases 1 to 1695 code for a protein of 564 amino acids. Gene Ontology annotation, molecular function: calmodulin-dependent protein phosphatase activity; calmodulin binding. Gene Ontology annotation, biological process: fungal-type cell wall organization; calcineurin-mediated signaling. Gene Ontology annotation, cellular component: calcineurin complex; cytoplasm. The record is from RefSeq and is a predicted model, not a curated record. Lineage: Eukaryota; Fungi; Ascomycota; Pichiomycetes; Serinales; Debaryomycetaceae.
AUGUCCAAUCAAUCGCAGCGAGCUCAGAAUAAUUCGACUCAGAUAAAUAACGCCUUAAGGGCGUUGGAGGAAAAGCAACCACCGAAUAAAAGAGACUUCAGUGUCUAUAUUACGGAUGAAGGAGAAGAAUUAUCCACGAAGGAAAGAGCAGUUAAGGCGGUAGAGCCUCCGGCGAGCUUUAAACCAACAGACCAGCAAUUGUUUUUGCCUAAUGGAUUGCCGAAUUGUGAGUUUUUGAAAACACAUUUUAUACACGAAGGAAGAUUGCACGAAGAGCAGGCAAUUAGAAUUUUACGAGAUGCCAGCGAUCUUUUGGCCAGCGAACCCAACCUUUUGGAUGUUCCAGCACCGGUGACAGUGUGUGGGGAUGUUCAUGGCCAAUAUUAUGACUUAAUGAAAUUAUUCGAAGUUGGAGGUGAUCCAGCAAAUACAUCGUACUUAUUCUUGGGAGACUACGUUGACAGAGGAUCAUUCUCAAUAGAAUGUUUACUUUACUUAUAUUCGUUGAAAUUGAACUAUCCUGACACUUUCUGGAUGUUACGGGGUAAUCACGAGUGUAAGCAUUUAACGGAAUAUUUUACCUUCAAAUCGGAAUGUUUGCAUAAAUACUCGUCUACAUUGUAUGAAGAGUGCUUGAAGUCUUUCAAUGCAUUGCCAUUGGCAGCGGUUAUGAAUAAGCAGUUUUUCUGUGUCCAUGGGGGUUUAUCUCCUGAAUUGAGAACGUUGGAUGAUUUAAUUAGAAUUGACAGAUUUAAAGAGCCACCUACAAAAGGGCUAGUAUGUGAUUUGCUAUGGGCAGACCCUGUUGAGGAGUAUGAUGAUGAUGACAUUGACCAAACUUUCCUAAAAAAUACCGUGAGAGGAUGUUCAUACGCCUUCACCUAUAAAGCAGCAUGCCAGUUUUUGGAAAGAACUGGAUUGCUAUCGAUCAUUAGAGCACACGAAGCACAAGAUGCUGGUUAUAGGAUGUAUAAAAGAACAAAAACAAUGGGGUUUCCUUCAUUGUUAACUAUGUUUAGCGCACCGAAUUAUUUGGAUACUUACAACAACAAGGCUGCGGUGUUGAAAUACGAAAAUAAUGUGAUGAACAUUAGACAGUUCAAUUCAUCUCCCCACCCGUACUGGUUGCCGCAUUUUAUGGAUGUGUUCACUUGGUCCUUACCAUUUGUAGGUGAAAAAGUGACGGAUAUGUUGGUUUCGAUUUUGAAUAUCUGUACUGAAGAAGAGUUGGGUGAAGAGACUGUUGUUAAUGAUAGCUAUAAUGUCAAUGACCAAACGGCUAUUUCGGCCGUUGCAUCCUCGCCAACAUCAGAGCCCCCAAGUGAAGUAGACCCUGAUUCUUUUGAAGCCAAGAAACAAACUUUGCGUAACAAGGUCAUUGCUAUCGGUAGAGUUUCUAGAAUGUACCAAGUUUUGAGACAAGAGUCGGAAAGCGUGGCUCAUCUUAAACAAUUGAAUAGUGGUAUCUUACCGAAGGGUUCAUUAUUGCACGGUAGUGAAGGUUUGAAAAGAACAUUGUCUUCUUUUGAAGAGGCUAGAAAAGCAGAUUUGGUGAAUGAAGCAUUACCACCAUCAAAAGAAGAGGUUAAUAGGAGGGAACAAGAAAAGAAUGAAAAGAUUAAAAAAGAAAUCGAAAGUUCUCAAAAUAGUGGUCCAGUUUUCCAAAGAUUGAUCAGAAAGUUAUCCCAAGGUUAA